This is a messenger RNA of Aspergillus brunneoviolaceus CBS 621.78, 449 nucleotides long. RefSeq lists its product as uncharacterized. The transcript has a single exon. Lineage: Eukaryota; Fungi; Ascomycota; Eurotiomycetes; Eurotiales; Aspergillaceae. The record is from RefSeq and is a predicted model, not a curated record. Bases 123 to 398 code for a protein of 91 amino acids.
AGACCUAUUGGAGUUCACCAUUUCCGACUUUCAUACAGUCAUUAUCCGGAGUACUGGUUCUUUUCUUUCGGGAUUUAAUUUAUGGGGUGUUAAUUGAAUCAUGCUGAUGAUCAGGUAAAUAGAUGACAUUUGCGUAUAUUAUAUGCAUGGCCAUUCUCGGGAUCUUUUGCUUUCUUGCUGGAUGUUGCAGCGAUGUGAUUUCGCCUGCCUUUUUUAUUGUGGUUUUAUAUUGUCACCAUUGCAGAAGACGGCGUUUGCGAUCUAGGUUGUAUCGUACCAAAACACUUUUUCCUUCCUUUGAGCCGGUCGGCGGCGGGUCACAUUGCUUGGGAAGACCCGGCCGACCUUUUUCAGUUCGCGGCUUUUGUUGCGGUACCCCAAGAGGCCCGGUGCCUUGAGGGAAAUGAUACAUGCUACUAGUAUAUGAAUGAAUCUAUGUAUCAGUGUUG